AUGGAUGUCGUGUCUGUUGUCGGAGAUACCGAUGGUGCCGGCACACCCGUCCGCGGAGGCGAACUUUGUGUGGAGGAGUGCCUGCAGGUCUGGAUGUGUAGUGCAAGCAAAGCGCCGUGCCAGGGCUUGCGCUGCAGAAGUAGCACUUGCGGAGAUGUUGCGAUGGCUGGUUUCACGAAAUCUGCCGUCGAGGAUUCAGAUGCUCUUGCUGUGGCAGUGAAGAAGCACUGCCAGAGCAAGCUCGAUGCUGUAAAUGCUCAGCUCGAUGCGGUCUGGUGUGGACUUCUCCAGCAGGUGGCUCAGGCAGAGUUCGUCGCAACGGUCGCAGAGGCUAUAAAGACCAGAAGUGUCCUACGCCUUAUCGAUGCCACCGUGCGCUUGAACUCCGCUGGCACCCCCGUCUCAGAUCUUCUGCAACGCUUGGCCUUCCAGGCCAGUGUUUUAGAGGAGGCGGGGCUGGUAUGGAAAUCCAUCAUGGACGCCGUCCUGGAGCGAAAGGCCGAGGAUGUUGAGCUUUGGGCAGAGCAGGCGAAGCUCGCAGGCGAAAGUGUUGAGAUGGAGCUGGCCUUUGCGCAGAGCCUGCGCCAAGCCGAAGAGAGCAGCAUGCACUCCUUUUCAAAAGCUUCCACUUGCAGCGAUACGAGCUUGACGGAAGUGGGAGUUGACGAAGGUGACGAAGUCAGGACGACGGCAACUAGGCCGUCGCGUCCCAGCUGGCGUGCCACGAAGGUGAACAUCUCUUCCAAAGACAACCUCAAGGGAAAAGUGCCGGAGUUUGACAGCUUCUUGUUUCAGGAGUCGGAUUCGGCGGAAGUGCCUCCGGAGGCUGCGCAGUCCUGGGAAUCCAGCACGACGCAUCCUCACUCUCCGCCAGAGUCCGCAUCGCCCGACCUUUCUCCUCAGCCGUCUUGGCGGAGGGCUGAGGAGUUUCGCCCCGAUGCCCCGAGAGCCCGUCCUCCCGCACCGUAUCGAGCGGCAGGGGUGGACUUGGACCAUCCAGUGUUCCAAGCAUCACACGGUGCUGGCACGGCAGAGAGGCCGACGGGGAUGAAAGGCGCCUCGUCGACGCCGACCUUCGCAGCUGCGUCCAUGUUCCCACGCUUUGCCGCAUACGAGGCCCAGUUCCACAAGGCCGACGACGGCCAGGCGCCUCGACCACGGCAGCGGCCAUCGAGCGCUCCGGGCCUAAGGACUUCCGCUAGCUUCACCGCGGAUAAGCGAAGCUCCGCGGAACCUUUGCGGCAACCGGGUCCGGAGGUAACGCGGCCAUCGAGUGCGCACGGGCCAACAUCGGGAACAAGGAAUUCCCACAAGCCUCCGCCACACACGCCGUCCGCCAAUUUGUCGCCCUCCUGGGUGCAAAGAUGGAAGACUUGGAUGCGCUUUACGGGUACGAUUCCGGGCGAGGAGGAGUUGCGAGCUGGCAGCAAACGUUCUCAGAGCAGCGCAUCCUCGCAGCCACGGAGCCGUGCAGACAGUGGGGCUUCUGGGGCCUCCUCCAUGCCGGCGAGUUGGUGGUCCCGGCGGUCUGAGUUCCACGAGCGGACUCAGGACACCUGGGACCGACCGCGGCCCGGGCAAAGGGAGAAGCCCACGCAGGCGCAGGCGAAAGCAAAGCCCAGCUUCGAGAGAAGAGACUCUUUUGAUGAGAGUAUGCCGCGCUCCAGGGGCAGCCGAAGCAAGGAGUCUUCCAAUACGGCCGGGUCCCGUCCACCUCUGCUCAAGGCCGACAUGCGCGAGAAGCACUUGGUGCCCUGA
Messenger RNA from Symbiodinium sp. CCMP2592, 1758 nucleotides. Lineage: Eukaryota; Dinophyceae; Suessiales; Symbiodiniaceae. The record is from the annotation of a GenBank genome assembly.